UCCAGAAGUGCCGGGGCAAACAAUGCAUGCAUGUUGCACGUUAACGUUAUUACUUCUUAGCAAAACUGAGUAAACUGUGAACACAUUCACUCGAGGGACACAGACAGGACCGUAUUUACGUCAAUUCCACACAGCAGAGGAAUGGAUGCAGAGGGUUUCGGGGAGCUUCUGCUGCAGGCAGAGCAGCUAGCUGCUGAGACAGAAGCAGUAUCGGAGCUACCGCAUGUUGAGAGGAACCUCCAGGAGAUCCAGCAGGCAGGAGAGCGGCUUCGAUCCCGCACCCUGACCCGCACCUCGCAAGAUGCUGCCGAUGUGAAAGCGUCAAUCCUCCUCGGUUCCAGAGGUUUAGACAUCUUCCACAUCUCUCAAAGGUUGGAAAGUCUUAGUGCAGCCACCACCUUUGAGCCCCUGGAACCGGUAAAAGACACUGACAUACAGGGCUUCCUGAAGAACGAGCGGGACAACGCCUUGCUGUCGGCCAUCGAGGAGUCUCGACGCAGGACGUUCCUGUUGGCUGAGGAGUACCACCGGGAGUCCAUGCUGGUGCAGUGGGAGCAGGUGAAGCAGAGAGUGCUGCACACGCUACUGGGAGCAGGAGAGGACGCGCUGGACUUCAGUCAAGAUGUGGAGCCGAGCUUUGUGAGUCAAGUACCAGCUGCAGGAAGAAGCGCUCUGGACAGCGUGGAGGUCGCCUACGGACGGCAGAUUUACGUUUUCAAUGAGAAGAUUGUGAAUGGUCACAUUCAGCCGAAUCUGGGAGACUUGUGUGCUUCAGUCGCAGAGAGCCUGGACGACAAGAAUGUAUCAGACAUGUGGCUGAUGGUGAAGCAGAUGACGGAUGUGUUGCUCGUUCUGGCCAAAGACACUCUGAAAAGUCGCACCUCUGUUGAAAUGCAGAUGGCUUUUGUACACCAGGCGCUCGGCUUCCUAGAGAACAGUUAUAAAAACUACACCUUGGUGACGGUGUUUGGGAACCUCCAUCAGGCCCAACUAGGGGGAGUGCCAGGAACAUACCAACUAGUCCGCAGCUUCCUCAACAUCAAACUACCGGGGCCUCUGCCUGGCAUGCAGGAUGGUGAGAUAGAGUGCCACCCAGUGUGGGCGGUGAUCUACUACUGUCUGCGCUGUGGGGACCUGAACGCAGCCAUGCAGGUCGUGAACCGAGUGCAGCAUCAGUUGGGAGACUUUAAGACCUGGUUUCAGGAGUACAUGAACAGCCCAACCAGACGCCUUUCUCCAACUUUAGAGAACAAGCUCCGCCUCCACUACCGCAGGGUGCUGAGGAACAGCGCCGACCCUUACAAGAGAGCCGUCUACUGCCUGAUCGGGAAGUGUGACAUCAGCGAUAACCACGGAGAGGUGGCAGACAAGACUGAAGACUACCUCUGGCUUAAGUUGAACCAGGUGUGUUUUGAUGACGACGGCAGCAGCUCUCCUCAGGACCGACUGACCCUGCCGCAGCUGCAGAAACAGCUGCUGGAGGACUACGGAGAGUCCCACUUCUCAGCGAGCCAGCAGCCCUUCCUGUAUUUCCAGGUGCUGUUCCUGACGGCUCAGUUCGAGGCGGCGGUGGCGUUCUUGUUUCGCGUGGAGCGACUCCGGAGCCACGCGGUGCACGUGGCGUUGGUCCUGUACGAGCUGCAGCUGUUGCUGAAGUCGUCGGGACAAAGCGCCCAGCUGUUGAGCCAGGAGCCUGGCGACCCCCCCAUGGUACGCCGCCUCAACUUCAUCUGCCUGCUCAUGCUCUACACUCGCAAGUUUGAGUCCACCGAUCCACGGGAAGCCCUGCAGUACUUCUACUUCCUACGCAACGAGAAAGACAGCCAGGGAGAAAACAUGUUCAUGCGUUGUGUCAGUGAACUCGUGAUUGAGAGUCGUGAGUUUGACAUGCUGUUGGGGAGACUAGAGAAGGACGGCAGUAGGAAGCCCGGAGUCAUAGAUAAGUUCGCCGGGGACACCAGAGCCAUCAUCAAUAAAGUGGCUCUGGAGGCCGAGAACAAGGGCUUGUUUGAGGAGGCGGUCAAACUCUUCGAGCUGGCCAAGAACCCAGAUAAGGUGUUGGAGCUGAUGAACAGGCUGCUGAGUCCAGUCGUUGCUCAGGUCAGCGCCCCUCAGUCCAACAAGGAGAGGCUAAAGAACACCGCAGUGGCCAUCGCCGAGAGGUAUCGUUCUCAGGGCAUCGCAGGAGACAAGUCCAUCAAUAGUACUUUCUACCUGCUGCUGGACCUGACCACCUUCUUUGACGAGUACCACGCAGGUCACUUGGACAGAGCCUACGACGUGAUGGAGCGUCUGAAGCUCCUUCCUCUCAGUCAGGACAGCGUGGAGGAGAGAGUGGCUGCUUUUAGGAACUUCAGUGACGAGGUGCGCCACAACCUGUCCGAAGUGCUGUUGGUCACCAUGAACAUCCUGCUCACUCAACACAAGCGCCUGAAGGCGGCGCCAGCGGGCACGCCGGGACGACCCCUAAGGACCGCAGAGGACAGGGACAUGCAACUCCGCAGUCAGGCCAGAGCCUUGAUCACCUUUGCUGCAAUUUCAUCUUUAACCGGGAUUUUCCAAAGUAUAAAGCCUCAUCACGGCACGUCUCGGAUGAUGUUUCCCACCUAACACUUCAGCAACCCCAGGGAAACGCCAUAGCAACCAUCCAGAACGCCAUAGUAACAACCUGAAGACGGCACAAAAGCAUUAGGCGCCGGCCUGCCGGUACGUUUAGCAGAAAAAACUAACUCGUGUUGAUGCCUUUAAGCCACCAAACCACAUGCAAAAAACCCCGGAUCCCAUCACCCGUCAUCCCCUCUGUUGAAUGGGUGGCCAACACUCUCUGGCCUGAGAGAACGCAGAUGGCGGCUCAUUCUGUCUUGGCUCCUCUUCAUAUCCAAGCUGAUAUGUAUGAGAGAAAGCUGAGCCAAGUACUACGGGGCCCAUGCUGUCCUUCUCCUGCCCGGGGCGGUGAGCGGGGACUCACCGGUGAUCCUCCUGCACACCGCCGGACGAUCUGGAAAUCACCUGACAUCAGAGUAGCCGUCCAACCCGUCACGUUUGAGAGCGCAAAGGCUGCUGCAUAGAGUCCUGACUUUAGCUGUUCUCUUCUUAGGGUUUUAGUUAGGGCUGCAACAACGAAUCGAUAAAAUCGAUUAAAAUCGAUUAUUAAAAGCGUUGGCAACGAAUUUCAUUAUCGA
Gasterosteus aculeatus aculeatus (three-spined stickleback) is the source of this 3182-nucleotide messenger RNA. NCBI's taxonomy places the organism in Eukaryota, Metazoa, Chordata, Actinopteri, Perciformes, Gasterosteidae. The record is from RefSeq and is a predicted model, not a curated record.